AUGGACAAUGACAGUUUCACAGACGUGUCCAGCAUUACAACCGACAAUGAAGACGAUAACGACACGUUUACGACAGUCACCGAUUUGACAUACUACACCCAUGAUCUUUUCAAUGACGACAGCAGUGACGUCAUACUUGAUAUCUCCCUCACCAAAGAUGAAUACGAACUUAUCAAUGACACAUCAAAUCAUGCACCAUACUGGGAGGACGAGAUCUUCAGAGGCGAGAUCAACGAGCACGGGAGGCUGGAGAUGCUUCCCCCAGCCCUGGUCGCACACGACCACGACGAGGGCGCAAACGGAAAAAUCUGUCAUUUUAACAUCUUAGAAAGCGUACCGUUUACCGCCAGCGUGCAGACCGGGGCGACGGGCGGGGCAGGGACCAUCGAGGCGGUCAGCGGCGCCAUCAACGCGGCGGUCAAAGACUGCGACGAAAAUAGGGAGUGGAAAUUUCAUAUUCAGGCGUCCGACUGCGGCACGCCCUCUCUCCCCUCCCCAACAGCGCAAGUUCAUAUCGUCAUGCGCGACCCAAAUAAUAACAAGCCACGCUUCUUACAAAAUUCGUACGAAGCAACGGUAGAAGAAGGCACGGUGCCUCAUAAAUUUCUCCAGAUUCAAGCGGUCGAUGACGACUGCUCGCCUGGAUUUUCCACGAUCUGCAGCUACGACAUUAUGACCCCGGGGAUGCCCUUUAAAAUUGACAUCAAAGGUAAGAGGACCCUCUUUUCAUUUCCAGAAAGAAGUCUUAGAUUCGAUUUCAAAUUACAGGAUAUCUUUUCAAAAUGAACAAAUCUUUGUUCAUUAUUUUGGUAAAAAAGUGUCUGUUCACGUCUGUUGGGCAUUAUUUUCAUUUGCAAAACAGUCGAGAUGAAAUUCAAAGAUUUGUUCAUUUUGAAAAGAUUAUUAUUAUUUUGUGUUUUGGAUGGUUGUCUGUUCGAUGUGGAAUAUGUCUUUCAUUUUCCAUUUGUGUUGUUUGUGAUUGUCUUGUUGAUUGAUUGUUGUUAUUGAAUGUGUCAAUGGAAUUGGGAAUUGAUAAAAAUAUGAGCUGAUCCUGAUAUGUUAUCCCUUUUCCUUUUUCUCCAUUUAGGGGGUCAUGGUGCCAAUUGAAAUUUAAUAUCGACAUCAAAAUAAAAAUUGUAGGUAUUCAAAUGUUUCUCUCAGAUAGGACAUUACAGUCACAGAUACUGUAUCUCUAAUUGCGUAUCUACAAUUAUACUUACUUUUACUUAAAAGUCAAGUAAUAUAGCUCAUCAAUAAAUUACACUGAAAGUUUCAUGAGAUUUUAGCACCUCUAUUGUACUUGAAAUAACCAGAAAAAAUAUUUAAAAGU
Molecule: messenger RNA, 1330 nt
Organism: Strongylocentrotus purpuratus (purple sea urchin)
Lineage: Eukaryota; Metazoa; Echinodermata; Echinoidea; Camarodonta; Strongylocentrotidae
Product: calsyntenin-1-like
Exons: 3
Coding region: 1-786 (261 amino acids)
Biological process (GO): positive regulation of synaptic transmission; positive regulation of synapse assembly; homophilic cell-cell adhesion
Cellular component (GO): postsynaptic membrane; cell surface
Molecular function (GO): calcium ion binding; amyloid-beta binding; X11-like protein binding
Source: RefSeq, a predicted model, not a curated record